AUGGAACUCAGGUCAACACGUAGCUCUAAACGUGAGCUAAAUUUGGAAGAUGGUAAAAUUCUGGGGAACGACAAAAUAGGCUAUAAGACAGAUUCAGUUGAUCGGAAGAAUGACAUGAAAGUGGAAAAUGGCCAAGAAUCAAAUGAUGACCGAUUCAACUUUGAUGAUUACUUGGCAGACGGUGUACCGGAGCAUUUCACUAUUAACAUAGCUUCAGAUCAUGAUGCAAUACCGAGUGGUGCUACCCUUCUGUAUAAUGCUGAAUUAGACGGUGUAGGUAAACCACUUGGUGAUGCAUACAAGCUUGAUCUUGUUGAUUUAACUCAAAAACAGAAAGACGCUUCUUCUAAUUCAAAGAAUAAACACUGGAGGAAAGCAUUACGAACUCAGAGUGAGAGGAAUCAUAGCGGAUCAAAUAAUAACAACAACAAUAAUAACAUUAAUUUAUCCAGUGAUCCACUCACACAAAAUACAGGGAUAAAGAGAAAGCAACCAAAGGGGUGGGUCGAUCCCUUGAGCAAUAAACUAUACGAUGUUGCUCAUAGGAGAAAAGAAAUGAAAGAGAGAAAGUUUGGAGCUGCUGAUCGAACAAAAUCUCUGAGUGAAUUUGACGAAUGUAUGAACGCGAUGGAAAAACUCGGAAGAUCCGUCAAGUUAAAGGCCAGACUGAGUCUCAAGGAACAAUAUCAUCGAAUUAUGAAGCAGCAUCUUGACAAUAAGGAACUGGAAAAUCUGGCCAAGGUACUACCAGAGCUGACGAGAGUGGAAAACACAUCAGAUCUGAAUGAGGUGUGCAUUAAAUAUAAACUGACGGUAAAGGAGUUGAUGAAAUUUAUUAUAAGGUUUGAAGAUAUUAGAAUUAAAGAGCAAAGCAUGAAAAGGGCCAGGACAGAAAUUAGACAGCAUCGUGCGGAACCAGUAGUGGAUACAGACGAUGAUGAGUCUACCGACCCAAUAAACUUGAAGGAUUUUAAAGAAAGAUCGAGAAAAAGGCUACGGAAACGUAAUAAGAAGUACGGCAAGAUCAUUAAGGUUCACUUUUAUGAUGGUGUGACACUUGUGAUAGAUCCAGUGUACAACCCAAAAGUCAUCAGAGACUGA
Molecule: messenger RNA, 1101 nt
Organism: Brettanomyces bruxellensis
Lineage: Eukaryota; Fungi; Ascomycota; Pichiomycetes; Pichiales; Pichiaceae
Exons: 1
Coding region: 1-1101 (366 amino acids)
Source: RefSeq, a predicted model, not a curated record